This is a messenger RNA of Drosophila subobscura, 2043 nucleotides long. RefSeq lists its product as uncharacterized. The transcript is spliced from 4 exons. Bases 352 to 1647 code for a protein of 431 amino acids. Lineage: Eukaryota; Metazoa; Arthropoda; Insecta; Diptera; Drosophilidae. The record is from RefSeq and is a predicted model, not a curated record.
UCGUUUUGGCCGCCCCACUGCGAUGCUAAAGAGCGGGUCAGCCCCAGAGCUUUGGCUCUCUUAGCUAGGCUAACAGCGCGAUCUCAGCUGGUUUGUUGUGGUCGGAGCUGCCGAAAAUUACAAUUUUUGCACAUUCGCCAAUUGUGGGUUUUUGAGUCUGACGCGGUCGCUCGGUGCUUAAACAACGUUGUGCGCUGUGUGUUUGCCCGCAGUUUACACAUUUCCGAUUUGCCUUUGGCCGAGAAAUGUGCGUUUAGCGCCUCAUUUUGAUUUAGAUACCCAACGGGUGCGACACUUUGAAGAAACUCACAUCGUGAGGUCGUCGCCAGCUUCGUGACCUGCUUCGCCGAGAUGAGAUUACUUGUGCUGCUGUGGCUGCCGUUGCCAUUUCUAAGCAGCCUCUACCUGUGCAUCGGUUAUGCAACUGCCACUAAGGUAUCUACCGCUCGCGGCGUUGCACAAUACAGGCUCCCGCUGCCCGCGCCGCAGCCAUCACUAGUGACGCCAGCAAGUGAAGCUGCACCAAUGAGGACUGGAGUAGCUGUUGGGCGGAAUGAUACGAGGCCAGGCCAGGCCCGGUCUCCGACUCAGACGGCAUCAAACCAGCGCAGGCGCACACAGAUUGUCCGGCGACGCAGGCCGGUCAGCCGAAACUCCAGCACGACCACAUCAACGACGUCCACAACAACCACAACGACCACGACAACGAGUACAACAACGCCGCGUCCCAGCUUGGCCAAUGGUUUCAAUUUCUUCAAUCCGAGCUUCUGGAACUUUGGACAGUCGAGUCUUGUUGCAAUUCGGCCGCCAACGAAGCAACCCCAUCCGCCCAAGAAGUUCAGCUCCAAGGAGGAAAAGAUCAGCUAUCGAAAACCACCCAAGACCACCAUUAAACCCAGAUCCAGCCCGACCACAAGGACAGCCACGACCACAACCACAACCGUGAGGCCAACUACAGAUGGUCCAUUCCGCAUUGCUUUGCCCACACUGACAUUUGCCAGCGGUGAGGGUAAGCAGCGGGACAGGGAGAAGGAGAAACGGGCUGCCGCAGAGCUGCGCCACCGCUUCAACUGCCCACGGGAAAACGAGGUGCGCUUCCAGCUAUUCCCGAAGAUCUGCAAGACGGACAAGGACUGCGCCGUUUGGCAGCGGGAUGAGCUGUGCUGCGAUAUCUUCGGGUCAAGCAGCUGUGUGUCCGGAGUGGCUAAGCCCCUGGAGGAGGCAGCCCAUGCACCCAUAUUCGGCCUGAUACCACGCAAGUGCCCCACCAGGCCGCUGGCCGAGCUGUGGUGGGAUGUGCAGGAAUGCAGCACGGAUAUGGACUGCUGGCCUAGAGUUUGCUGCCCCGAUGGACGCCGACGGUACUGUCGCACCUCCCAGCCAGAGCUGGAGACGGCACCGGUGCCAGUCAAGCGCUCCUUUGACUAUCUCACCGAGUAUCUGGAGUGCACCGCCCCACCGCCACCCAUCUUUGAUCUGCAUCCAAAGGCGUGCACCUCCACGCUGGAUUGCUUUCCAAAUGUGUGCUGUCAGGAGGCGGGUCUCCGGCACUGUCGUCCGCCCAAGAAGUCCGUACUCACACUGAUGGCCAAUUUUCUCAACGUGGACUUUGUGAAGCGACUGACACAGAACAUUGUUAUCAAAUAAGCUCGGGCACUUCUAACCCAGUGCCACCAAUCGCAUAUGUAUGCAUGUACAUUUAUGUAUGUAUGUAACUUAUGUACGAAGGGUAUAUGGAUAGGUAUGUACAGUUGGACCUACUCUAUGUGUGUUGUGUAGCUAAGUUUCAACAAUUUCAGAACUGCCGCCGUGAUAUCUCGUUCAUAUUUGUUUACCUUCGCUGAUAAACAGAACGAAUCAGACACACAUAUGUAUGUAUGUACCUACACACACACACACGAUAUGUACUACGCAUUAUGUUUACCGAACAGUUCCGUUCUGUACCCCAUCUAAGCCCUGCACCUAGCUACCUAAUAUUAGAUGUAGUACACACGUUUUAAGUUUCAUUCGUAGGCUCAUAAAAAAUAAAACAUUAUUCGUCUA